Molecule: messenger RNA, 1405 nt
Organism: Chara braunii
Lineage: Eukaryota; Viridiplantae; Streptophyta; Charophyceae; Charales; Characeae
Source: the annotation of a GenBank genome assembly
CCGCCUCAAAUGCAAGUUGUGCGGGCAUGAGUUCACAAGUGGGCAACCCCGUGCAGUCGACCACUUCACUUGGAAGAGGAAGACUUCUCGUUGCCCCCAUGGGACCCUGACAAUCUGGAGGAGGCUGCGGGAUGUUGGGGCGAAAUUGCCUCCAGACAUGUUGGAGUUGGUGCAGCAGGCGGAGGAGGAGGAGCAGAGCAGCGCGGAGAGAGAUGUUGCAGUGGAUGACAUUGGGGAGGGAGAGAGACACGUCGGGGCUGGUGGAGAGUCACGUCCACAAACUUGCAGCGGGGUGGAGGACGUUGGGGGGGGGGGCUGCUGCCUUGCGAAGCGUAUGUGGGCGGGGGGGGGACCAUGGCCAUCUUCAGGCAGCACAUGCGGUUGUCCGUACGCAUGGACGGGCGAAGCAGGCUUCAAUUGCUAGGUGGGCCAAAAACCCGCGACAAAAGGACAUCGACGAUAGCUGCAUCGGGUUUUUCGUGGAAAAUGCAAUCCCCUUCAACGUGGCGAGGAGUAGGAGCUUCAAGAAGUUCGUGAACACUUGCUAUCGACCGCAACCGGCUGCUAAACAUCCUUUGCUUCCCACUGGGUACAACCCUCUCAGGUGCUGUCUUCAAGACGGCUUGCAGCGCAGGUUGACUAAGGAGGAGCAGGCGAUUCGAGAUGAUUCGGAAAUCACAAGCUGCACCUUCAUCACCGACGGCACAACGGACAUCUGUGGGCGGUCGUUGGUCAACUACAUCCUCGCAGGCUUGUCGAAGCCUCUGUUUAUCAAAUGCGAGGACGUCAGCGAUCAGGAGAAGGAUGCUGCUGCUGUUGUGGAGGGAUGGAAGAGGUUUUUUCGGGACAUCGGGGUUGAGAAGAUCACGACAAUUUGCACGGACUCCUUCUCCGGCAACAAGAGUGCGGCAACCAUGUUGAGGGAGGAUCCACAGUUCCAGCAGAUCUACCGGAUCCCAUGCACUGCACAUUGCAUGGACUUGUUCAUGCAGGAUGUGGGCGAUCAGCCGUGGGCAACAAACGCAAUCAAGAAAACGAAUAAGGUAGUCAAGUUCUUUAGGAACCACAGACGGCCACGGUCUGCAUUGCGCAUAGAGCUCACAAAGCAAAAGGGCCAGAAAGUCAGAGUUAUCCUUCGGCCUGCGCAGACGAGGUUCGGCACGCACUAUGUGAUGCUGGAUCGACUUAUCACGUGCGAGAAAGUUGUUCGUCGCGUGGUGCUGGCGGACUCGUGGACAGACAUGGCGAGCCAACCGUACUUGAGGAGGGAUGCUGCAGAGGUGGAGAAACUUGUCACUGACAAAGCCUUCUGGGAUGAGAUAAGGAAGUUGCAUGCAGUGUUGGCGGAGUCGUACAAGGUGCUCUGAAUGGUUGAAAAGGACAUCCACUGCCUGUCCCAUGUGUA